AUGGAUUCAGAGCGAGACCUGACGCAGGUGCUGAGCCAGGCCCACGCCGGCGGGGUCCAGAGCACCCUGCUCCUGAACAACGAGGGGUCCCUGCCUGCCUACUCAGGCUAUGGGGACACCGAUGCCAGGGUCGCUGCUGCCAUUGCCAGCAACAUCUGGGUGGCCUAUGACAAGAAUGGGCACCAGGCCUUCAAUGAGGAGAACCUCAAAUUCAUCCUCGUGGACUGCAUGGAGGGCCGAGUGGCCAUCACACGGGUGGCACACCUGCUGCUCUGCAUGGAUGCCAAGCAGACAGUUGGACUUGGGAUGCUGAAGGCCAAGGCACAGGCGCUGGUCCAGGACCUGGAGGAGCCUCUCACACAGGUGGCAGCAUCCUGAGGCACUCAGAGGUGUCACCAUGCAAAGGCUGUUGGCUGCCCCUGGAAUGGGUGGAGGGUGCCCAGCCCUCUGUGGGCAUCCCUGAGCUUGGUCCUGCUUUGUGGUCACCUUUGAAAAUGGGGAGGAGGGGGAGGAGGGGGAGGAGU
Molecule: messenger RNA, 524 nt
Organism: Dryobates pubescens (Downy woodpecker)
Lineage: Eukaryota; Metazoa; Chordata; Aves; Piciformes; Picidae
Product: ragulator complex protein LAMTOR2
Exons: 2
Coding region: 1-378 (125 amino acids)
Biological process (GO): cellular response to amino acid stimulus; positive regulation of TOR signaling
Cellular component (GO): Ragulator complex
Molecular function (GO): guanyl-nucleotide exchange factor activity; molecular adaptor activity
Source: RefSeq, a predicted model, not a curated record